This is a messenger RNA of Triplophysa rosa, 927 nucleotides long. RefSeq names its product torsin-1A-like. The record is from RefSeq and is a predicted model, not a curated record. Gene Ontology annotation, cellular component: endoplasmic reticulum lumen; nuclear envelope. Gene Ontology annotation, biological process: nuclear membrane organization; protein localization to nucleus. Gene Ontology annotation, molecular function: ATP hydrolysis activity; ATP binding; kinesin binding. Lineage: Eukaryota; Metazoa; Chordata; Actinopteri; Cypriniformes; Nemacheilidae. The transcript has 6 exons. The coding region runs from base 138 to 866 and encodes 242 amino acids.
GUCAGAGGUAAACACUUGUCUCCUUGGCUGGACAAGUUAUUGCCUUUUGAUGCUAAUCGUUUGCUGAGAGAUUUAGAUCAAAAUCUUUAUGGGCAGCACAUCGCGUCAGAUGUUGUACUGAAGCUGUAUCAUCAUUUAUGUGGGACAGUAAGCAGACCAAACAGCUUGCGCUCUCUUUCCACGGGACAACAGGAGUGGGAAAAAAACAUGUGGCAAAAAUCAUCGCUAGAAACAUUUAUCAAUUAGGAGAACAGAGCAGCUAUUAUAUCACUUUUAUUUCAGGGCAUCAUUUUCCACUUAAAGACCAAGUGGACAUGUACAGUGAACAACUAAAGCAGCAGAUCGGAUAUCGCAUAUUAAGAUUUCCUCUGACCAUGUUUGUAUUUGAUGAAAUGGACAUGAUGAAUCCACAGCUGGUCGAAGCAAUAAAACCUUUUCUGAACUUCAUACCUUAUAAAAAAACAAAGCGUCAAAACAAAGCAAUCUUCAUUUUUCUCAGCAAUGCAGGAGGGAAUGUGAUCGCCAACACUACUGUGGACUUCUGGAGUGCAGGGGAAAACAGAGAAGAAAUAUGGAUGAACAGCAAAGGAAUGCACGCUCAGAUCCUUCAAAGCAUAUUAAAUUAUGAGAGCAGUGGAUUUUGGCAGCUGGUUGAUCACUUUGUUCCUUUCCUUCCUCUCGAACGAACGCAUAUACGGCAAUGUGUUCUAGCUGAAAUGGCCAGUCUGGAGAUCAGUGUACAUCAUCACCCUGAUCUGGCAGACAAAGUUGUCCGAGAGAUGUCCUUCUUCCCCCCAGAGGAGAAAGUCUUCUCUGUUAAAGGCUGCAAGUCGGUCAGACAGGAGCUGAUGCUGAUCAUCCGUUGACUAGAUGAAAGAGAAAGCGACAGCUGAAUAAAAUAUGAUUUUAUUCCUUAGACUGUCAUUG